AUGACUUCGCUUCCUAUGGGUUCGACAUGGGGCCGUCACUGGCGCUCGUCAGCAUGGUUUAUCGUCACGGCGAUUGUCAUAGCACUCUUCACCGAUACAUUUCUGAACAGCUUCAUCGUCCCCAUCCUUCCAUAUAUGCUUGAGAACCGGAUCAGCUUAGACCCCUCCCGCACGCAGAGCAUCAUUACCUGGUUAUUUUUCGAAAGCGCUGCUGUUAGUGUCGUUCUUCGAAUGCCGUUGGCGCAUUUUGCAGAUAAGUCUGCUUCGAAGCGCAAGUGGUUCAUGUGGGCGUUGGUCAUCGCUCUUACUGGUACUAUUGCGACGGCAGCCUCAUCGUCUUUGGCUGUCUUGUUCGUCAGUCGGUUUGUGCAGGCUUUCGCCAAUAGUAUCAUGUGGGUUGUGGGAUACUCGACAUUAGCUGCUACUGUUCCCAUUCAACAUACAGCCAAAGUAUAUUCUGCUGUGUCUGUCGCUGGCUCGCUGGGUGCCUCUAGUGGUCCCAUGUUAGCUGGUUUGUUGUUCCAACUAGCAGGGUACUGGAUGGCAUGGACCUUGGCCUUUGCGAUCAUCGCAGUGGAUAUCGCUUUUCGUCUGUUGAUGGUGGAAACAGCCACUGUUGAGAAAAUAGACACUACUGAAGACCCUGUUGUCAAACAAGACUCACCAUCAGAGAACUCACCCCUCCUUUCGUCCCAGCGCAUCCCCGACCGUUAUGAAAGCCAUAAGCCCCAAGAUUCUCCUCAAGCAGCACCAAACUUUUACAAGUGUCUUUUCAGAAAACGCAACUACAUCGCCGGCCUAUGGUGCUCCUUUAUGUUCGGCGUCAUAUUCACAACAUUCAACGCCACAGUCCCACUACAUGUCCGAGACAAAUUCAAAUGGGGUGGACUGGAAUCCGGACUGAUGUUUGCAGCUCUCCAAUUCCCCCGUCUCCUAAUGUCUCCCUUCGUGGGUUGGCUGAAAGACCGGAUAGGAACACGGAUACCAACCUUUUAUGGAUUUAGCGCGCUGACUCCGUUUCUCUGGCUUUUGGGUAUUCCAGGCAGUGGGCUGUUUCGAUGGGCGGAUACUAAAGACCGGGGACCUGCUCUGUAUGUGCUUGCUAUGAUCUUGAUUGGAACUAACUCUGCCUUCUUGAAUGCGGCUGGAAGCAUUGAAGCUACCAUGGCAGCCAAGGAGCUACAGAAGGAACAUCCCGGGGCAUUUGGUCCUGGUGGUGGUAAGGCGCGUGCCAUUGCUCUUUCUGGUGUCUCGUUUAUUUUAGGAUCUUGUGUUGGACCCGUCCUGGCCGGGGUACUCAAUCAGAAAUUUGGGUACUAUACGAUGAACUGCGUUAUUGGCACAAGCACCCUAGCGCAAAUUACAAUAACAAGACCCACAAAGCAAAACGCCCUUAACAGCGCCCUCCUAUCCCAACUCAGAACAACGAUAAGCCAAAUAACAAAAGAAAACAAAGACCUCCUCGCCAUCAUCCUCACAGGCGCAGGACCCAAAUCCUUCAUCGGCGGUGCAGACCUUCGGGAAAUAUCCGCGCUGGAAUCACCGGCUUCAGCGCGGAUGUUCAUAUCCAAGGUCCAUCUCGCCUGUGAUGCAUUGAGGAAGUGUCCGGUUCCUGUUAUUGCGCGUGUGAAUGGGUUUGCAUUUGGGGCUAGGUUGGAGGUUGCUGCGGCUUGUGAUUUUCGGGUUUGUAGGCGGGGGGCUGCUUUUGGGAUGCCGGAGGUUCAUCUUGGGAUUCCCUCCGUUGUUGAAGCGGCCCUUCUACCAGGUUUGAUAGGCUGGGGUCGGACGAGACGUCUACUUUUGCUGGGUGAUACUAUAUCAGCGGAUGAAGCGUUGAAAUGGGGUCUUGUUGAGAAGGUUGUUGAAGAUUGUGAAUUGGAUAUUGUUGUUGAGGAGUGGGUGGGAAUGUUGGAGAAGAACGGGCCGCUUGCUGUGCGCAGGCAGAAGGCGCUGAUUUCGAGGUGGGAGAGCCUUUCCCUUGAACAGGGCAUUAUGGCCGGCGUCGAGGCGUUUGGGCAGGAAGGGGGCGGGAAUGGGGAUGUCAAUGGGAAUGGGGGGACUGAGCCUGGGAGGAUGAUCGGGGAGUUUUUUAGGGGCAGGGAUGAAGGCAAAGGGAGGGUUUGA
This is a messenger RNA of Penicillium antarcticum, 2124 nucleotides long. RefSeq lists its product as uncharacterized. Gene Ontology annotation, biological process: transmembrane transport. The transcript is spliced from 6 exons. NCBI's taxonomy places the organism in Eukaryota, Fungi, Ascomycota, Eurotiomycetes, Eurotiales, Aspergillaceae. Bases 1 to 2124 code for a protein of 707 amino acids. Gene Ontology annotation, molecular function: transmembrane transporter activity. The record is from RefSeq and is a predicted model, not a curated record.